AUGGCCAGCUCGCCGCCCGCGCCCGCGCCCUCGCCCGCCGCCUCCCCGAUGGCCUUCGCCGGCUCCAGCGAGCAGGACGUGGCACUGGCCAAGUCCUUCUGGAACUCCGUCACCCUCCAGCCGCCGCUCGAGUCCCGGCUGGGCGCCCGCAGCGGCUCGCUUUGCGACGGCGCCUCCGGCCCGCGACGGAGCUCGACCGGGAAAACCAGCCAUUCGUCCUUUUCAUCCUCCGUGAGUGACAAACGAGAAGAAGAUAGACACCCGGAGACGGAGAAAGAUGAGUGGAAAGAACACUACCUGGAGAAGGCUAAAAUGAGAGAAGACAUCAUUGCAUUACUGAAAAAACAAAGGGAAGAGAGAAUAUCGAAAGAGUCCUUAUCUAGUCCACACAAGCCGAAGGCCAAAUCAUCACAGAGUUCCAAAAAGGAGAAGGAAGAACAGUCGGAGGACGAAGAGAGCGUAAAGACGUUACCUUGAGGAUCCCGACCAGGGACACCAACGUAGAAGGCCUGUUGGUAUUUUCAGCCAGACUAUCCUUGGUGUCCGACAGUGGC
Messenger RNA from Thamnophis elegans (Western terrestrial garter snake), 554 nucleotides. It is a transcript of the gene HOATZ, whose product is annotated as chromosome 13 C11orf88 homolog. The record is from RefSeq and is a predicted model, not a curated record. The coding region runs from base 1 to 477 and encodes 158 amino acids. Gene Ontology annotation, biological process: cilium assembly. NCBI's taxonomy places the organism in Eukaryota, Metazoa, Chordata, Lepidosauria, Squamata, Natricidae. The transcript is spliced from 6 exons.